Molecule: messenger RNA, 590 nt
Organism: Trichomycterus rosablanca
Lineage: Eukaryota; Metazoa; Chordata; Actinopteri; Siluriformes; Trichomycteridae
Gene: ndufb11
Product: NADH:ubiquinone oxidoreductase subunit B11
Exons: 3
Coding region: 48-497 (149 amino acids)
Source: RefSeq, a predicted model, not a curated record
UUCUUCCCCGUCAAAAACUGUAGCUGUUUUCCUGAGCUCCGGUAAAAAUGGCAGCCCAGGUGAGCAGGAUUUGGUCCGGUCUGUACCGGGCUCGGUUCGGUGCCUCCCAGCUGAGCCGCUCGGUUUCGCAAAGCCAGGCGUCCAGCGCCGCCGGGGCCGCGUGUGUGACCGACCUACAGCCCGCCGCACACGCCGAGGAGAGUCACGGACACGCCGAGGUCAACCCGUUCCAGAAGAACCCGGACUACCAUGGCUUCUCUGAAGACCCUUUUGUGGACGAGUGGAACAUGAGGCUGGCUUUCUUCUUCGGUAUUUCCAUGACCAUCGUUCUUGGAGGAACUUUCAUCCACUAUUUACCAGAUCACGGUAUGAGGGGUUGGGCUCGACGUGAAGCAGAGCGGUUGAUAGUACAGAGAGAAGCUCAGGGCCUGCCGCUGAUCGACGAGAAUUACUACGACCCCAGCAAAAUCGUCCUACCAUCCUCAGCCGAGGAGUGAACCACGUCAUGUAGCCGCUCAGCUUCCUGUUUGUGUUUAACUGUACGUUUAGUUCUAUAAACUGUCACAAUAAAACUUUAUUAUUAUUAAUAA